GGCUUGGCAGAGGGAGAGAGAGAGAGAGAGGGGAUAUUCAAGAAGUAUAUAUAUAAAGAAAAGAAAAGGCUUACAGUAAAUGUUGAGCCUAAGUACUACUACUGAAGUGGUGGUUCGAAAUGGGUCAUCACUGCUGUAGCAAACAGAAAGUAAAGAGAGGGCUAUGGUCUCCGGAAGAAGAUGAGAAACUCGUCAAAUACAUCACCACGCAUGGCCAUGGAUGUUGGAGUUCUGUUCCAAAACAAGCAGGGCUACAAAGGUGUGGAAAGAGUUGCAGACUAAGAUGGAUUAACUACCUGAGACCAGAACUGAAGAGGGGCUCUUUUUCUGAAGAAGAAGAAAGAAUCAUCAUUGAUGUUCAUAGAAUUCUAGGCAACAGAUGGGCCCAGAUAGCUAAGCAUCUACCAGGAAGAACAGAUAAUGAGGUGAAGAACUUCUGGAACUCAUGCAUUAAGAAAAAGCUGAUGGCACAAGGGUUGGACCCAAAAACUCACAAUCUCAUCCCCUCUCAUCAGAUUACUAACAGAAAUAACAAUGCAAGCAAUAAUAUUCAUAUCUACCAAGAACCCACUUCAAUUUUCUCUGUAAAUUCGCAUAUAAGAGAUGGAUCAAUGAACACAAGUCCACUUGUUAUCAAUUUGCCUCCUCCUCCUACAUCUUUUUCAUAUGGUACUGCUUCUACUCAAAUUCAUACUCCAUUAAUCCAUGAAACCAUGACAAUUCCUCCCUCCUAUGAAUACCAAAACCCUAAUCUUGCUUGGACUGUUAAAGGCCAAAACUCCCAGGUUUCCUUUGAUUUUGCUAGUCACCGAUCUUCUAUUGAGAUUGAGAGCACACCCAUCACCUCAUCUCCGAUAAUUCCAUCUGGGGUUGGGUUUUUAGAUGAGAAUCUCGUGUGGGGUACUUGUGGUGUUGAACCCUUUGAGGCUCCAAGGCAGGAAGAGAUGCAACCACCAGUACUACAUCAAGAAAAGAAAGCCCAGCAGGAUGUAUAUGAAGCUGAUUUCGAUGAAACCAAUGAAGUGAAGGGUGGUGGUCAUCCGGACAUGCAUACUGGUUCUUCGUUUAACUCAAACUUCGAUCUCGAUUUUAUGGACUCAACAAUGAUGUCUUGUGGUAUGUAUUGCAAUGUGAGUUCUAUGGAUCAGCUUGCUUGGGAUUUUUAAGUCUUUUCUGUAUUUUGCAAGGGUUUUGUACUUUUAUUAAGGUUGACUAUGCAUUCCAAAAUCAAUUUGUACAACUUGGAUAUGACAGUGAA
Molecule: messenger RNA, 1258 nt
Organism: Macadamia integrifolia
Lineage: Eukaryota; Viridiplantae; Streptophyta; Magnoliopsida; Proteales; Proteaceae
Product: transcription factor MYB86-like
Exons: 3
Coding region: 120-1166 (348 amino acids)
Source: RefSeq, a predicted model, not a curated record